AGCAAGGCAUCUGUUUAAGCAGAAAAGAGGAUAAAUAUAUAAAACUAUAUAUAUAUAUAAUUUUGCCAGUAUUUUUUUCCUGUGGGAUUGUUUGGUUUUAUUACGUAUCUAAACUUUUCCCCGACUUAGAAUGACCCCAUGCAAUUAGCUCCUUCUCCAGUACAAUUACAUACACAAGUGACACCUUCGUCUAUAAUCAAUACGAAACUUAAGUCAACAAAACAAUCUUACAUUCCACCAAAAAGUCCUCAUAAUAAAGCCUCAUCCUCUUCCAAAUUACAAGUUCAACAACAGCAGCAGCAAAAAAAGACUCUGUUACAGCAACCCAAAAAAGUUAAAAAAUUAUCUACUAAAGAAGCUCCUCUACGAAAAGCUUCUACACUUUCGGUUAGCUCUAGCGACUUGUCUAAGACUUUGAAUUGCCAAAUAUCACGACAUCGUUCACAACAUGGCAAUAAUUCCGGUAAUUCCGUUCCAAAUGUUCCUGAUAUUCCUGCUUGGUUAACACAGCCGCCUGUAAGAAAUGCUACAUCAUCAUCGCAACAGUCACAGCAAGCAACUUCUUCAAGAAUUGGUUCUUCACCACACAAAAAAUCUCAUAGUCUUACGAAGACAUCAAGAGAUGGAAAUAAAGAUAUAUCAAAAAUGUUAGAUUUGCUUGAUCCUACUACGACAACAUCUUCUUCAAGUCAGCCACAAACUCGAAGGACAAGCCAAAAGCAAAAAGAAGAAUCAACAAAUAGUAAUGAGUUAUCAUCGUCGUCAUCCAAGCAAAGUAAAAAAGCUAAAAUUAAAGCCGCUACUGAAGAAGCAUUGAAACAAUUUAAUGAUCUGCAAAUGGUGGAACAUAAACUUGCCAGUCAAACAAAUGAAGUUAUGGCGAGGGUAAAACAUCUUUUUCAACCAAAUAUGAGCGAUGAAGAAGCUUUUGGUACAUUAACAGGCGAUGAUUUAUUAAACAAGAACGGAUCAGGUUCAGGGUAUGUGUUAAAAUUAUUUAAAUAUAUACAACAAAUAAUAAAAAAAAAAAAAAUUAUCAAGAGGAGAAAAAAAAAAUUUUCAUCAUUAUUUUUUAAAAAAAUUUAUAUUAAUAAAAUAAUCUUUUGUUCAAAGAAAUGAUAAACCACGUCGUGCGCCUUCAGUUUCAAAACGUACAUUAUCAACCACGCCAAUCAAGCCAACACCAACAAGGCGUGCAAGCCAAGAGUCAGAAAGACCAACGAAAACUAGUUUA
Molecule: messenger RNA, 1234 nt
Organism: Rhizophagus irregularis DAOM 181602=DAOM 197198
Lineage: Eukaryota; Fungi; Glomeromycota; Glomeromycetes; Glomerales; Glomeraceae
Source: RefSeq, a predicted model, not a curated record